GGUGUCUGUGCUGGGGUUGGAGCCAGCUGCUCGUGUACCCUCCGGUGUGACGGCUCCGAGGAUCCCGGCUCAUAGCACGGUGCAGUAAUGUGUGACUCAUGACAUACAAAAGGGAAAGCAUUCUUUCCCACACUCCACCUAUUGCAUGUAGCAGUCUUGCCAGGAUACGCAAGGCCUUGGGAUGUUAGAUUUCUAAUUCAUUGCCGGCUCUGAGACAGGCAUUUGACAUGGAGACGAUCGUCUCAGAGGUGGAACCUGAGAAAACUUUGCAUCAUUCUGAGAUCAAAGACACCCUCGGCUCAACACCUGUUCUAACAAUCAACGAUGAUUCUCCAGUGAUCCCACCGGCAAAGAUGAGCCAACGGCAGGGUAAAGACGCAUACCUUUCUCCUACCAAAGACUUAGUCCAGGCUACGCUGAGCCCAGGAAUCAUUCAAAGUCAUGGAUUCGACAGGGUCAAGGAUGAAACCUUGCAAAGUAAAGAGGACUCUUCUAACUCCAUGUCCAAGAGCAAGUCAGAGUCUAAAUUAUACAAUGGGUCUGAAAAGGAUAUUGCCGCUGCCUCAAGCAAACUUACAAAAAAGGAAUCACUCAAGGUGCAAAAGAAAAAUUAUAGGGAGGAGAAGAAGAGGGCCACGAAAGAAUUGCUCAGUACAAUCACAGAUCCAUCGGUUAUUGUCAUGGCAGAUUGGCUAAAGAUUAGAGGGACGUUAAAAAGUUGGACGAAACUGUGGUGUGUGUUAAAACCAGGGGUCCUGUUAAUCUAUAAAACCCACAAAAAUGGACAGUGGGUAGGCACAGUUCUACUGAAUGCCUGUGAAAUCAUAGAAAGGCCAUCUAAGAAGGAUGGAUUCUGCUUUAAACUUUUCCACCCGCUUGAACAGUCGAUCUGGGCUGUUAAGGGUCCUAAAGGUGAAGCAGUUGGAUCUAUUACGCAGCCUCUUCCAGGCAGUUACUUGAUUAUCCGCGCUGCAUCAGAAUCUGAUGGAAGGUGCUGGAUGGAUGCACUAGAGCUGGCUCUAAAAUGCUCCAGCCUGCUGAAACGCACCAUGAUCAGGGAAGGUAAAGAGCAUGAACUGAACUCCUCUAACGAGAACAGCCACGUAAAUUUCUAUGGCUUGCUAAGGGCAAACAACAUCCACAGCAAUGAAAAUUUCCAGUUAAAUGACAGUGAAAUUGAAAGACAACACUUUAAAGAUCAGGACACUUAUUCUGACAAAUCGGACAAGGAUAAUGAUCACGAGGAGUCUGACAAUGAUGGGCUUGGCAAAAGUGAGGAGAGUGACAGCGAUACCUCAGAGAGACAAGAUGACUCCUUUAUUGACCCUGAACCAACUGAUAUAAUUAAGGAGACAACAUAUGUGGAGGAGUCGCAUGAAGAACUGGGAGAGGCCGGUGAAGCAUCACAGACUGAGACUGUUUCAGAAGAGCACAAAAGUUUGAUCUGGACAUUAUUAAAGCAAGUACGGCCGGGGAUGGACUUGUCCAAAGUGGUGCUUCCCACCUUUAUACUGGAACCUCGUUCUUUCCUGGACAAGCUCUCAGACUAUUACUAUCAUGCAGACUUCCUCUCUGAAGCGGCUCUAGAAGAAAAUCCCUACAGCCGGAUGCAGAAAGUGGUGAAGUGGUAUCUGUCGGGAUUUUACAAAAAGCCAAAGGGUCUGAAGAAACCUUACAACCCUAUCCUUGGAGAAACCUUCCGCUGCUUGUGGAUCCAUCCAAAAACUAAUAGCAAGACCUAUUACAUUGCUGAGCAGGUUUCCCAUCAUCCACCAGUGUCUGCCUUUUAUGUCAGUAACCGGAAAGAUGGAUUUUGUCUAAGUGGAAGUAUUUUGGCCAAAUCUAAAUUUUAUGGCAAUUCUCUGUCAGCUCUUCUGGAAGGAGAAGGCAGACUAACAUUCCUUAACAGAGGAGAGGAUUACACAAUUACUAUGCCAUAUGCACACUGUAAAGGAAUUCUUUAUGGCACCAUGACGCUAGAGCUUGGAGGAAAUGUCACCAUUACCUGUGAGAAGACAGGUUAUAGUGCCGUUCUGGAGUUUAAAUUAAAGCCCUUUCUUGGUAGUGAUGAUAGUGUAAAUCAGAUAUCAGGGAAGAUAAAGUUGGGGAAGGAAGUCUUGGCAACACUGGAGGGGAACUGGGAUAGUGAAGUGUUUAUAAACGACAAGAAGACAGACCUAUCUGAUACUUUUUGGAACCCAACAGCUGAGAUAAGGCAGGGCAGAUUAACACGUUGCACAGUUCUCCACGAUGAGCAAGGAGAGUUUGAAUCUGAAAGGCUCUGGCAGAAUGUUACAAAGGCAAUCACUAACAAGGAUCAGACCGAAGCCACUCAGGAGAAGUUUGUCUUAGAAGAAGCUCAGAGGAAAGCUGCCAAAGAAAGAAAAGCCAAAAGUGAAGAGUGGACUUGCCAUCUCUUUGAACAAGAUCCAAUCUGUGGAGAGUGGCAUUACAAAUAUGCUGAUUCUCGACCAUGGGACCCCCUAAAUGAUCUGGUGCAGUUUGAAAGCGAUGGUGCUAUCCAGACUAAAGUCAGGCAUAGGACUCCAAUGGUACGUUCGGGCAGUGUAAUUAGUCUCAGUAACCAAGGGGCAAAGCGGGAGAAAUGCAAUUAUCAGGUGUGUGUUCCGAAGCUCAAACACAAGUCAAGUGGACAGCAGAAGAAAGGAGAAAGUGGCUGCUCCUCCCCAGAACUGGAUAACCAGGAUUCCUCAGGGAGCGAAGCACAUCUAUUAACACACAGCGCUCGAAGCAGGAAAAAGGGAGCAGAUCACGUUGAACUUCAAAGUGCCAUAGAAUCUAUAAAGAAAACUCAAGAGGAAAUCAACCGGAACAUCAUCGCUCUGCGUAACCGCUUAACUACAAAUGCCUCAAACACAGAUAGCAAUUUUCUUCAGCAGAGAGACUACUGUAUUAUCUUCUUCCUGAUUUUGCUGCAGAUUGCCAUUAACUAUCUAUUCAAGUAAAAACAAAAAAAGAAUGUCUCACAGGGCAAUAUGUGGUAUCUGGAACUGUCACUGUUGGAUCGGGACCACGCUUAGCCUUGUGAUGAGGUCUACAAGCCACUGUAGUGCUUUUCAUCCUGUCGUGGAGGUCAAAUGAUUUGGACUUUGGAAGAAAUAUUGUUCUGCUGUCAAAUCUGUGGUCCUAGCCUCUGAAGACAUUGACUGCAUCAUUACCACACUCUGUCCAAGCUGCCAGUAGCUCAAGCGUGAAAGUGCCAGCACCAUCUUCCUAGCUGUUGCUAUGUAUUAAAUGUUGCAAUAUGUUGUGCUUUACACAUCAUACUGAGAAAGUAAUGCUGUAGUUACAGAUCUAAGAUGUAUAUAUACUUUUUAUAUGUAUGUAAGUGACCGUCUUUUUUUUUCACAUUGUAAAGAUUGAAAUGUUAUUGGUAACCUGAAAAUAGGUUGUAAUUAACUUUAAACUAUGUAAAAUAAAGGUCUAGUCAGUUCAUUAUGUAGAGUAGAUACCACACUUUGACCAAAUAUACUCCCUAUCAUUAUCUCUUCAAUUGUAGUCAUGGCUGUAGAGGAAAGUUGGCACCAUAAGAAGAAAUUCCAAAAUAGUUCUUUU
Messenger RNA from Nanorana parkeri, 3576 nucleotides. RefSeq names its product oxysterol binding protein like 8 (gene OSBPL8). The coding region runs from base 228 to 2966 and encodes 912 amino acids. The record is from RefSeq and is a predicted model, not a curated record. Gene Ontology annotation, cellular component: cytosol; membrane; intracellular membrane-bounded organelle. NCBI's taxonomy places the organism in Eukaryota, Metazoa, Chordata, Amphibia, Anura, Dicroglossidae. Gene Ontology annotation, molecular function: cholesterol binding. The transcript has 25 exons.